AUGCCUCGUGUGGGGGUUAGUGUAGCAGCAGCAGAGAAAACGCCGGGGGCUUCUCUCAGUCGAACGCGCACUCGGAAACAGCAGCAGCAGCAGCAGCAGCAGCAGGAUGAUGAGCAGCAGCAGCAGCAGCAGCUGCGGGGGCAGCAGCAGACCCCUGAGGCAGCGGGAUGCCUCCUGCUGCAUGCAGGAGACAGGAAGGGCCAUCUGCUGCUGCCUCCCGCGCGGCGUCCAAAUGCAGCAGCAGCAGCAGCAGCAGCAACAGCAGCAGCAGCAGCAGCAGCAGCAGCAGAUGUAAGACACCGGUGUCUUGCCGUCGGCAGGGCCGAGGUCGUGUGUCUCCUGCUGCAGCAGCAGCAGCAGCAGCAGCAGCAGCAUCACCAGCAGCAGCAGCAGCAGCAACAGCAGCAGCAGCAGCAGCAGCAGCAAGACGGCCGGGCAAAGCCUCUGCCAUUCCCCCCGCAUGUCGCAGCACAUCUCGCAGCAGCAGCCGCAGCAGCAGCAGCAGCAACAGCAACAGCAGCAGCAGCAGCAGCAGCAGCAGCAGCAGCAGCAGCUGGGGGAUAA
Molecule: messenger RNA, 564 nt
Organism: Eimeria mitis
Lineage: Eukaryota; Apicomplexa; Conoidasida; Eucoccidiorida; Eimeriidae
Exons: 3
Coding region: 1-564 (187 amino acids)
Source: RefSeq, a predicted model, not a curated record